AUGUCCUACACUGAUGAAAACAAGAAAAUCAGAGGUUUUGUACAUCAAGCUCCAGAAAAGAAAAUCAGAUCGCCACGUCGGUUACAAUAUGAAAAGAAGAGCAAGAUCAAUAUGAACUCUACUCAAUGUUAUUUUUCAUUUUACAUUAGCUUUGACGUGGCCCUUUCUGGUAUCCUGACAGAAGCUGAAAUUGCUGCUGGCCUACAGAGCUGUCAAGCUGCUGAUUCAUUCGAUUACAAAACCUUUUUUGUCCAAGUGUGUCUCAACUCCAAGUCCAAAGACCAGCUCACCAAAGUAUUCAGAAUUCUUGACCAGGACAGGAGUGGCUUUAUUGAGGAAGAUGAACUGAAACUUUUCCUGUAGAAUUUCUCAGCCAGUGCCAGAGCUUUGACUGAUGCCAAGACCAAGGCUUUCCUGGCAGCAGGUGAUAGUGAUGGAGAUGGUAAAAUUGGAGUGGAUGAGUUUCAAGCUCUGGUCAAACCUUAA
This is a messenger RNA of Cariama cristata (Red-legged seriema), 486 nucleotides long. Its product is annotated as parvalbumin beta-like. The record is from RefSeq and is a predicted model, not a curated record. Gene Ontology annotation, cellular component: cytoplasm; nucleus. The transcript has 5 exons. NCBI's taxonomy places the organism in Eukaryota, Metazoa, Chordata, Aves, Cariamiformes, Cariamidae. Gene Ontology annotation, molecular function: calcium ion binding.